AUGAUCACCCGUGUCUUCAGCGUGCGCGUGUGGGCCCCGGUGGGCGUCUUGACUUCGCUGGCGUAUUGCGUCCACCAGCGGCGGGUGGCCCGGGCCGAGACCCCGGGGGCGCCUGGCCAGCGUCCCGUCGACCGGAGUCUCCUGGAGUUGAAAAUGGUGCAGGUCGUGUUCCGACACGGGGCGCGGAGUCCUCUCAAGCCGCUCCCGCGGGAGCAGGCAGAGUGGAAUCUCCAGCUAUUAGAGGUCCCACCCCAAACUCAGUUUGAUUACACUGUCACCAAUCUAGCUGGUGGCCUGAAACCACAUUCUCCUUUCGACUCUCAGUACCGUAAGACCGUACUCAAGGGAGGCAUGUUUGCUGGACAGCUGACUAAUGUGGGCAUGCAGCAGAUGUUUGCCCUAGGACAGAGGCUGAGGAAGAGCUAUGUGGAGGACAUCCCCUUUCUUUCACCAACCUUCAAUCCACUGGAGGUCUUUGUUCGUUCCACUAAUAUAUAUCGGAAUCUGGAGUCUACCCGAUGUUUGCUGGCUGGGCUUUUCCAAAGUCAGAAAGAAGAGGCCUGCCGCUGUGAGCAAGACCUUCAUUUCCCGGACAGCGAUGGCAGGCCUGAGUGCAAAGCAAUCCUUCCCACCACUCACCCACCAACACAAAAGCUGUACCUCUAUGCGGCUCACGAUGUGACCCUCAUGCCUCUCUUAAUCAUCCUGGGGAUUUUUGACCACAAAUGGCCCCCGUUUGCUGUUGAUCUAACCAUGGAACUCUACCAGCACCGGGAAUCUAAGGAGUGGUUUGUGCAGCUCUAUUACCGUGGGGAGGAGCAGGUGCCAAAAGGAUGCCCUGACCAGCUCUGUCCACUGGACAAGUUCUUAAACACCCUGUCAGCUUACACCUUGAGCCCAGAAAAAUACCACACACUCUGCUCUCAAGCACAUGUGAUUGAACUUGGAGAUGGAGAGUGA
This is a messenger RNA of Puma concolor (puma), 960 nucleotides long. NCBI's taxonomy places the organism in Eukaryota, Metazoa, Chordata, Mammalia, Carnivora, Felidae. The record is from RefSeq and is a predicted model, not a curated record.